Messenger RNA from Lates calcarifer (barramundi perch), 4156 nucleotides. It is a transcript of the gene s1pr2, whose product is annotated as sphingosine-1-phosphate receptor 2. Lineage: Eukaryota; Metazoa; Chordata; Actinopteri; Centropomidae. Gene Ontology annotation, cellular component: membrane. Gene Ontology annotation, biological process: sphingosine-1-phosphate receptor signaling pathway. The coding region runs from base 1012 to 2127 and encodes 371 amino acids. The record is from RefSeq and is a predicted model, not a curated record. Gene Ontology annotation, molecular function: sphingosine-1-phosphate receptor activity. The transcript is spliced from 2 exons.
UGUCAUGCUCCUUUAACACUGAUUGUCAAUACAUUGCCACAGAGCUGUAUGCAUUUGCAGCUGGCUUCUUCUCAAGGGAAACUGAGCCAGGAUGAGUUGAAAAGUGUGGACUCCGGAUCAUGCUGGGAUCUUAGCAAAGAGGAAGUGAGGAGGUGGAACAUCUGGACUUCAUUUGCGUGCUCCAGAGUGGGGAGAAACGCUCCAGAAAUAGGCUUAAAAAACAGUUUUCCAUAUUAAUUGCUGCCGCAUCAUCGUUACAUAUCGACACGACUCGCGACUCUUUACGGGGAUAUGACGUUUUCGCAUACUCUCUCUGUCGCUCGUGUGAGUGGGUGUGUGUGAGACCGCGUAUUGUGCGUAUUGUGUGUGUGUGUGUGUGAGUGUGCCCGUGCGCGCGCGUGAGCCUCCCUGACGCUUCGCUCCACAGCCCCGUGGAGCUGUUGUUUCCCAGGGAGAGAGAGAGAGAGAGAGAGAGAGAGAGAGAGGAGGAGGACAAUCACACACGGACUGGUGGAUUUUAGAGCGACAAAAGAGAAAGUGCGAUCUCCCGCUUUCAUUCAUUCCUCCUCGUUUUUUUCUUUUUUGAGAGGAACUAUCGCGCUCUCCGGUUUUCUUUUUGUACGGUUUCUGCGGUGGCGCACAGACAGAGACAGACAGACCGGUAGACUAUGGAUUUACCACUGGCUAGACAAGACACGCCGCCUAGUUCUCUGCGAAAGUUUUGAUUGUCAUCGUUUUUUUUGUUGUUGUUGCUUUCUCGACCCCGGAGCAGAAGGGAGAGCGCUGAAAGUUUUCUUUUGACCAGCUUUUGGAAAUUGAUGACCACAUGUGAGGACAUUUGGAGACAAAUAUGUGUCGGAGCGUCUUUUCGCCGCUCAUGGGGUGACCCGCAUAGAGCUCCCUGAGACGUGACUGUGGGACGGGCGGUCUCCCUCCCGGCCGUGGGCCCUCUUCCUGUCCUCUGAGGCAAUGAUUAUCGCCGUAGACGCUCUGCACAACUCAGCUGUGUGAAUGAAUCUUUGCCGUAAAGCCACUGUGCUCUGCCACCCUGUCACCAUGGAGAGCAAGUAUUCCCAGUACUACAAUCAGACUCUGAUCCACUCCUACUAUGCCUAUGCUAAGAAUAUGACCACCCAGGAUCUGGAUAAGUACAUUGAGAGUAAAAAACAUCUCACCACCCUCAACAUUGUCAUCGUGGUCCUCUGCACCAUCAUCAUCCUGGAGAAUCUGCUGGUCCUCAUUGCCGUGUGCCGCAACAAGAAGUUCCACUCCGCCAUGUUCUUCUUCAUCGGCAACCUGGCGUUCUCUGACCUGCUGGCAGGCUCGGCCUACAUAGCCAACAUUUUUCUAUCAGGGUCGAGGACUUUUGAGCUGAGGCCCGUGCAGUGGUUCAUCCGGGAGGGCACGGCGUUCAUCGCUCUGGCGGCCUCCGUUUUUAGUUUGCUGGCCAUAGCUAUAGAGCGCUAUAUAGCUAUCACCAAGGUGAAGGUGUACGGCUCCACCAAAACAUGCCGCAUGUUCCUCCUGAUAGGAGCUUGCUGGGUCACCUCCAUCCUGCUCGGAGGACUUCCCAUCAUCGGCUGGAACUGCAUCAACAACCUUCCUGAGUGCUCAGCCGUAUUACCACUCUACUCUAAGAAAUAUAUAGUCUUUGUUGUCACCAUUUUCAGCAUCUUACUACUCUCUAUUGUCAUCCUCUACGUCAGGAUCUAUUUGAUUGUACGCUCCAGCCACCAGGAGGCAGCCAACUCACAGGCCUAUUCCCUUUUGAAAACAGUCACUAUAGUGCUGGGUGUCUUCAUCAUGUGUUGGCUGCCCGCUUUUAUCAUCCUCCUCCUAGACUCAUCCUGUGGCAUACAGUCCUGCAAAGUCCUCUAUAAAGCGGACAUCUUUUUUGGCUUUGCCACUCUGAACUCAGCUCUUAACCCAGUGAUCUACACGCUGCGCAGCAAGGACAUGAGAAAGGAGUUCCUGCGCGUGUUGUGCUGCUGGGGGGUGCUGCAAAGCGGGCGGCCCUCCGAGCGUUGUCUGGUCCCUCUAAAGAGCUCCAGCUCUCUGGAACAUUGCACAAACAAACAUGAACAUCAGAUGACACCCAUCAUGCAAGAUUGUACCACCUGUGUCUGAUAUGGUGCAAACACAUCAGAGUGCCUGCGCGCGUGUGUGUUGUGUCUGUGCUUGUGUAUGUGAGUGUGAGUGAGAGAGAGCGUGUGUGUAUAUGGCAUGAGAGGCUGUGAUGAGACAGAGAGAUGUUAGCAAAACACAUCCUGGACUGAGACGCCUGGCGAGGCUGACUCUGUCGAGUCUGUGUCUGCAGAGACACGUUCUACAGUGCAGACUCUCUUCUUAUUACAAUCAAAAUUGUGUGAAUUCACACAGUCACAAUCAGCAUUCAAUCAGUUCACCCAUGCAGUGGGUGUAAAAAUGCAAUAUUUCAAGAGGGGACCAAUUUAAAAUGUGGGAACUUUCAGAAAUGUGAAAAUAGUUUUUUUUUUCAUGGGUACUCCCAUUAGUUAAUAUGGAGUUGCAAACCAUUUUAAUGUAUAAGCCUGUCACCUUGUUUUUGUUUUUCUUUCUUAACAUCUCUGUUAAAAGCCAAAAAUGGAAACAUAGCAUGCAUAAUGUCAUAGUUGUGGUGAGUUGUUUUGGGCCUUUCGAAAACUACAUCUGUGCAAAGCUUGCAAGGUUGCACUUUGUAGAUUACUUCAGUGAUUGUUGUCCUUUGUAAGGUUUAACCACAAUACUCUCCUUAACCGAUAUAUGUGCACAUUAGGCUGACAGGUUCAUCACUUGUUCUUUGCAAAACCGGAGGCAGUGAUCAGCUUCACUCAGCACUGCACUCCAUCAGAAGCCAUAAUACCAUGAGUGCUCCCUCAACAAAACCAGGGCUAUAUAUCCCCUAUAUAACCUUGCUUAAACCAUCUGAUAAACUACAACAAAUUUACAUAAUCUGCUUACAUUUACUGCAUGACAUUCUAACUCGUGUGUACGCACUAAUGUGUAUGAUAUAUUCCAGCUCCAGCUUCCAUCACUAACACCCCUUCCCUCGUUUGUCCUCAUAAUCUGUCCCUCUUGCUAUUACUGUUGUCUUUUGUAUUUUAACAGUUUCCAUCGAGGAAGGUCCAAUCAGAAAGCACAUUUCCUGGAGUGAGUUGGCACUGAUGAAUUUUACUCAUUGACAGCUGUCCAGUGGCUUUGAUUAAUGGGACAGAUGUCCUGACAGUGUUGUAGCGACGUAGCAGCAAUGUGCAGUCUCUGCUUGUGCCUUCCUCUUGGGGAAUUAGGCUGAAUGUAUGUAUGAAGUGUUUGGGGCAGGCGCUCCAUUGUUGACAGUAUUAUUGAUCAUUAUGUUGAAUUACCAAGUCACUGACGAUCAGAGAGUGGGAUGAACAGGGUAGGUCACUCUCACUGUGAAGUCUUAAAUAGCACCAUGAACAAGAAUUUGUUGUGAACAUCCUGGUUUAAUUUGCUUGCCAUGUGCAACUUAAGAUAUAAACAAGUCUCAGCUUUCCAAAGACCCCUCGUCUCCCCUACAAACUGGGAGAAAUUCUUGUUUCAAACGCACAGGGUGGAUGGGUGGGUGGGGAUUUGCCUCCUUGGGAGGUCAGCUUCAUCCUCAUUCUCUGACAUCCUACAACACACAACUUCCUUCAGACAUAGGAAGUCCUGUUUUUCAUUGUCCGGUUCCUGUUGUUCAGGGUUACACUAACCUUCAUCCUGUAGUCACACAUUUAAAAUUCUGCUCUCCCUCAGUGUUUUUGAUACUGACUUUUACGUUUAGAUGGCCAAGUAGAAAUGGUGAAAAGCACUUUGGCAGCUUCAGUGAUGUUUGCUUUCCCUCCGUUUUUUUUUUUUUUUUUUUCAGAUGGAGAGAUGUUUUAAUCUAUGUAUCACUUCAUUGUGUUGCCCGAUUCUAUGAUUUUUUUAAUGAUAAAUAUAUGAAAAACUAUGUAUGUUUGUAAGUAUGUAUGUAUGUAUCUUUGUACAGUAUGUAUGAUUUAUGUUGUAUGAAAUGUCUCGUGUGCAAUAGCCUUGUGUGUCCAGUAGCACGCUGCCUGUGUUAAACCGGUACAAUCUGAAACACUAAUGUAGGUACAUAAACAUUUUGUAAUUGCAUUCCCUUUUUAUAAAAUAAAUGAAAUACUGAAAGAAUCCA